AUGGAAAGGCCCUUUAACGCCAUCUCCCGCACAACCACCCGCCCGCUGCACCCCCACCUGCCAUACCGCACUCAUUGCGGCAUACAUCCAACGCACCCUUCCUCGUGUGGCGGCCUAUUUAAGGCGGAACUCUCACUGACAAUGCAGCCAAACCUUGUGCGCUUGCUCCUGUCAGCUCUCGGACGCGCACUGGUCAGAGUCCUGUUGUCCAUACUGUCCGCGUCUCCUCUGGCAUCACGCCGACUCGUGGGGUCCUUCUCGGCCGAGGUGCAGGGGAUCACUGCUUCACAUAAAGAACUGGUCAAGAGUCAGUGUCAUCAGAAGAAGCAUUUGUUCCACUCCUGGUUCCAGUUUCUGAUCCUGUCUUGUCUUGUGCUCUUAAUCUUGUGUUACACUCUAUCCAACAGCUCUCAGCCAUGGUUUGAGAGCUUUCCACUCCAUAAACACUACCAGCGGAUAUUCAAUCGGACCAAUCAGGUUUAUCGACCUCCUGCUUAUCGUGUCCAUCCAAAACACAGAGUUAAACCAAAUGAAAUUCCUGAAACCACAGGAAUCCCAACUGUACCACCUACAGGUAUUCAGUACCACCAAGCCUAUGCACGCAACUACCACUUUAUUAUGGAUAACAAAGAGGUGUGCAAGACCAAGAUUCCUUUCCUGGUACUGAUGGUUCCAGUGGCACCACAUAACGUGCAAGCUCGGGACGCCAUCCGGGAGACAUGGGGCAAAAACAGUGUGGUUCAGGGUGAGGUGGUGCUUACUCUGUUCUUGCUGGGCUCUUCCGAGGGAGCUAAUGUUGAGCAGCAGCAGGAGAAGCUUAUACAGGAGAAUCUGCAGCACCAUGAUCUGAUCCAGAGUGACUUCAUGGACACUUACCUCAAUCUGACCAUCAAAACCAUGGUGAUUAUGGACUGGCUGGCCACACACUGUCCUGCAGCAGCAUACGCCAUGAAGAUUGACUCAGACAUGUUCCUAAACAUUGACAAUUUAGUGAUCAUGCUACAAAAGCCAGGCAUCCCCAAGCUGAACUACCUGACAGGGAUGCUGAUGUGGAACAGGCCGGUCGUGCGUUCAAAGAGCUCCAAGUGGUAUGUUCCUGAGGAGAUGUACCCAGAAGCCACAUACCCAACCUACACUCUGGGCAUGGGAUAUAUCUUCUCCAACGAUCUUCCAGAGAAAUUUGUGGAGAUCUCAAAAUCAAUCAAACCCUUUAACAUAGAGGAUGCUUACAUUGGAAUGUGUAUGAAAAAACUAGGAUAUGCACCUACAUCACCGCCAAAUCCCUCCCAGUUCAGGGCCUAUAACACAAGAUACGAUCGCUGUGAAUACUCUAAAAUCAUCACUUACAUUCUUGGAUCCUCACAAGAGUUGGUGACAUACUGGACAGACUUAAAGAAGCCUGGACCACCUUGUUAAGAUGAUUACAACUACAGAUGGACUAAGAAAUCACUUGGGUGGCAGGGAAUUGGGAGGGUAACUUAUUUUUAUAUAUUUAUAUUUGCUGUUCUGGUAUAUAAAUAUCAUACAAAAAAAAAAAAAAAAAAAUCAGAAUCGGAUUACCCUUUUGGAAAGGUUUCAAAGAUUUCUGAACAACUGUGGUCUAGUAUUGGUGAACUUUAUUUUUUUUAUUUUUUUAACCUGUUUAUAUUUAAAACUCUUUAGGGUUACCAAUAGAAAAUAUGAAGGGAAUGCUUAUUUGUCCUUUUGUGAAGUAAAGUGGAAAUGUGAAUGACUGAAAUUGAAGGUACCCUGAGGAGCUUUUGACCACUAAUGUCGCUGUACAGCAAGGGUUUGGUGAGCAGUAAUUCUAUUGUUUUAUAUCUUGGUUGUACCUAUGUUUACAAAGGCAGACAUGAAUGCCUCAACCACUGGAGUGCCUACACUUUUUGCUAACUGCAUGUUGCUGCAAGGGGAAAGGAAGACUACUUGAAGAAAAGGAAACAAGCCAUUGACCCCUGGCAGAGAGGAGUGAAAGUUGUUGUUUUACUGUUUAUUUAGCAAAUUAAUGAACAUUUUUCAAAUUAAACUAUUAAAGAAGCCAAACUA
Messenger RNA from Morone saxatilis (striped sea-bass), 2046 nucleotides. RefSeq names its product beta-1,3-galactosyltransferase 2-like. Bases 1 to 1416 code for a protein of 471 amino acids. The record is from RefSeq and is a predicted model, not a curated record. Gene Ontology annotation, molecular function: N-acetyl-beta-D-glucosaminide beta-(1,3)-galactosyltransferase activity. The transcript has 3 exons. Gene Ontology annotation, cellular component: membrane. NCBI's taxonomy places the organism in Eukaryota, Metazoa, Chordata, Actinopteri, Moronidae.